ACUCGUAGAUUAUCAUCUUCCUUCAUCAACAAUUUUCACAAAGCAAUUCUCCAUUUCACAAACAGAACACAAAGCUAAGAGUUUCUGAAAUUAAGCAGAACAAAAAACAGAGAGAAGGAUGAGUUCAAGGAGCAAAGCGUGGUUAGUGGCAGCAACCAUUGGAGCUGUGGAGGCCUCAAAAGACCAAUUAGGACUAUGCAGGUGGAAUUACAUGAUCCGAUCUGUGAAUCAACGUAUCCGAAACAACGUGAGAUCCGCUGCUCAGGCGAACAGAUUCUCUUCUUCGUCCGUCACAGCCGUUGCCUCCUGCAAGGAUGGUGACAAGGCAAAGCAAGCUGAGGAGUCUCUCAGAACGGUCAUGUACUUGAGCUGCUGGGGUCCUAAUUGAUGAAGACGGAUGGAUAGAUAUUUUUAUUAUCUUUGCCAUAUAUCGAUUGGUUGGGAUAGGUUGUAUCUGUCGGUGAAAUCGAAAGCCUAAGAACCUUAUCUAGACGCUAUGAGUCUUGGGGGUUCUGAUGGAUUGUUUUGGGGAUGCAAUUAAUGACGGAUUCGAAUUGUACAGAAUGUAGAGAUGAAUAUAAAGGUUUAUGUUCAUGUUA
Raphanus sativus (radish) is the source of this 599-nucleotide messenger RNA. RefSeq lists its product as uncharacterized. The coding region runs from base 119 to 388 and encodes 89 amino acids. The record is from RefSeq and is a predicted model, not a curated record. NCBI's taxonomy places the organism in Eukaryota, Viridiplantae, Streptophyta, Magnoliopsida, Brassicales, Brassicaceae. The transcript has a single exon.